GACCACCUUUGCCACAAGUGACCGGGCCUCUACUUUGUUUGCAGUAAACUCUAUGGACGUCUCUACAACAUUGCCUCCUUCUCCCGAAGAUGCCGUCGAUAAACUACGCGGCUUGGUCUCUUCAGAUUACCUUAACCAUGAUACUUCGGCAGUCCAUAUACGCGCAGGCGCGCUCUUCGCUCGUCUCAAAGCAUUGAACCGUUCAGCGAAUGCUGCCACUCGAGCACACAAGCAGGUUACUGCAGACUCGAGACAUGACAUGGACCAGAUGUAUCUCAGUCUGCAAAAUCUCCAGUACGAGAAGAGACAUCUGGAGCGCGACAUUGAAAAGUGCCGCCAAUUCGCCUCAAUAUAUCAAGAUAUUCCACUGUAUCACCUCGAUGAGUUCCUAGAACGUGCGCCAGAGGAGUUGAAGACCGACAUUUCAGCCAAUGAGCAUACCCUUAUGCUCAACCGCCUGAAUUUCGAGCUGUCAGAACGUCAGCGACUGGAUCAGAGAUUAAAACAGCUCACUCAGGAGAAAGAAGACCUGCUCAAACAGAGCAAGGAGAAGCUCGCACGGGCAGACAGCGUAAAGACACAGAUAGAUAUCCUCAUAAAGACCGCUAGCGAGGUUCAGAAGAAGGCGUCCCAAUUUAGAUUGGCCAAGCGCGUUGUGGCCGCAGGGAACAAUAGGGCACGCCGAGAGUAGUGGUAUGGUUGAUACUGAGUGACGAAGAUGGUACAUAGUGAUCUACAACAAUACUAGCCGAAUAUAUGACUCCGUAGGAGAAGGUGAUGUUACAUACAAGGCAGAAGGGUUGCCAAAAAUAAAGAGGAUGAAUGG
This is a messenger RNA of Somion occarium, 826 nucleotides long. The record is from the annotation of a GenBank genome assembly. Lineage: Eukaryota; Fungi; Basidiomycota; Agaricomycetes; Polyporales; Cerrenaceae.